Messenger RNA from Schistosoma intercalatum, 1627 nucleotides. Lineage: Eukaryota; Metazoa; Platyhelminthes; Trematoda; Strigeidida; Schistosomatidae. The record is from the annotation of a GenBank genome assembly.
AUGGUUGCUUUAGAGUGUAGGUCUAGACAAAAGUGCCUUUUAGAAGAAAAAUCUGUUACUUUAUUAUACACUGGAAUAGAACUUGCUGCAAGACCAAACUCUUUUAAUACGUUUAUCCAUGUUGCAACUUUCCAAUCCACAAUCAACCAACCGUAUAUUAAUAAAGUGAAUGAACUGUUUAGUAAAUAUGGCUCGAAAGGUGUAAAUGAAGAGUGCAGCGGACCUGGUUUGCAUCCACAGAAUCCAGAUGUCCCCUGCAGCUUUGAUCUCAGUGUUUUGGGUGAAUGUCAGUCAACUGAGAAAACUAUAUUGGAGGGAAAACUAUGUCUUUAUUUGAAAAUAAAUCGAGUCUACGGUUGGUUACCUGAUUUGGAAGAUCCUAAAUCGAUUCCAUCACCUGCUAUCGAAUGUGGAGGUACAAAUGAAUUCGAUAAAGAAUCCCUUGGUAUUGUAAGAUACUUUCCAGAACACAUAGCAUCAAAUGGGAAGAAGUAUGGUGUCAUAUCAAACAAUUAUUUUCCCUAUUUAAGAAUGAAUAAUUAUCAAGCACCAUUAGUUGCUGUACAACUCUCUAAUAUAACAAGAAAUACUGUUGUCCUAGUUGAAUGUCGUUUGGUUGGUUUAAAAAAUUCUAUCGGUGGAACAGGUUUCGAAGUUUGUGUUGAUGACAAAGAUUCAGGAAAAUAAUUUAUUCUUUAAUCUUUUGCAAAACAUAACAUUUAAAAAAAUCUGUUUUUACUAUUAAAGAAAAGAAAAUAAUUAUAUCGUUUAUGUGUGUUCAAUUUAUGUGUUCCUUGAUAUUUUUUUAUCUUAAGAAAACAUAAAUACAUCUAAUUUAGCCUCUUUAGGAUAUUCUUCAGUUUACUUCUUAUGUCAGAAAAAAUGUACUGUCUUUUGGUUCCUUCUAACUCUUCCCAUUUACAAUUAAGCCAGUCAUUCAUAGUACGCAUUAUUCAUAUUAAUUAUACUAUACUGUAUUAUCAAACAUUGUUUAAUUUAUACUAUUACAAUUGUUACCAUUACAACCAUUAAUACUGUUACUUCUAGUUGAGACCUUUAAUUGACUUUUCUUAUGGUUAAUUAAUUCUUCAAAAAUUAAGUUUCAGGUACCUUACGUUUUAAUUAUUUUCUGACUGAAACAUUCUUCAAGUUUUCUUCCUUAUCUAUGUCUUUUUACUUUUUUUAAUAUUUUCUCAACAACAAUAGAAGGUAACAAUAAAAAAAGAUUAUGAUGACAAGGAAGAAGAUUCUUAUUCAAUAGUUUAUGUAUUCAUUUUAUAAUUUGAACCUAUUUAGUGUCCUUAUUAUCAGUUUCAUUAUUGUUAUUAGAUUUAAUAUAUUUCUAUAACACGUAAUACAUGUUAUACAACUACUGAAAACUUUCGCUAAUUAAGUAUAUAAUGGAUUAUUGGUAGAUGUAGCCAAAAUGUAUUUACAGUAAAACAAAUAUAUAUUUAAUAGUAUAUUAAUAUUGUAACCAAUACUAUUGCUACCGCUAUUUUUAUUAGUACUAUCAUUACUACUAAUAAUACUAAUACUACUACCUAUACUUUUACUAUUCAUAUUAAUAAUAUACGAUUCUUAACGUUUUGUUUACGAAUAUAAUUCAAUUGAAAAUAUCUUAAAA